Rhododendron vialii is the source of this 1717-nucleotide messenger RNA. RefSeq names its product xyloglucan 6-xylosyltransferase 2-like. Gene Ontology annotation, biological process: xyloglucan biosynthetic process. Bases 124 to 1491 code for a protein of 455 amino acids. The transcript has a single exon. NCBI's taxonomy places the organism in Eukaryota, Viridiplantae, Streptophyta, Magnoliopsida, Ericales, Ericaceae. Gene Ontology annotation, cellular component: membrane; endosome; trans-Golgi network. The record is from RefSeq and is a predicted model, not a curated record. Gene Ontology annotation, molecular function: UDP-xylosyltransferase activity; hexosyltransferase activity; xyloglucan 6-xylosyltransferase activity.
CAACGUCGUUUCAUCGACUUGAACCAGAAGCUCAACGCCCUCAGAAGUAAAGUGCUCACUCGCGGCCCCGUGAGCUACAGCUCUGGGUCGGGAUUCAUCAACCUACAAUACAUAGACCCGAAAAUGCUGGAACGGUGCUUCGGGCCGCAGCAGCUAUGGCACAUCAAGCGAGUCCUCCGUAACGGGAAAGUAACGCUCAUCUGCCUGGUGCUAACGAUCCUCGUCAUCCGUGCCAACAUCGGCGCCGGGAGGUUCGGGACCCCGGAGCAAGACCUCGAAGAGUUCCGCGAGCACUUCUUCAACUCCUCCAGCCGCCGCGUCCUCGAGGAGGCCGUAACAACAACCAAUGCCGCCGCCGCCGCCGCCUCUGAUGCGGCGUCGGAGUACAGCUACGCCAACGCCGACAUGACGAAGAUUUGGGCGGACGAAGGCGAGGACGAAAAACCCAAGAGUUACAGCGAGGCUUACACCCUGGGACCCCAGAUACUUGACUGGGACGAGCAGAGAGCCGGGUGGCUGGAAAAAAAUCCUGAUUUUCCCAACUUCGUGGGACCCAACAAGCCUCGGGUCUUGUUGGUUACCGGGUCCUCGCCGAAACCGUGUGAAAACCCGUUCGGUGAUCAUUACCUGGUGAAGUCGAUCAAGAACAAGAUGGAUUACGCGAGGGUUCACGGGAUCGAGGUGUUUUACAACUUUGCUUUGUUCGACGCGGAAAUGACGGGGUUUUGGGCUAAGCUCCCGUUGAUCCGGAACCUCUUGCUGGCUCACCCGGAGGUAGAGUUCCUGUGGUGGAUGGAUAGCGAUGCCAUGUUUACCGAUAUGGCGUUCGAGAUCCCGUGGGAGAGGUACGAGGAUCACAACUUCGUGUUGCACGGCUGGGAGGUGAUGGUGUACGACUGGCAUAGCUGGGUUGGGUUGAACACGGGUAGUUUCUUGCUGAGGAACUGUCAGUGGUCGUUGGACAUUCUUGACGUUUGGGCCCCAAUGGGUCCCAAGGCGGUUAGGGAAGAGGCUGGGAGGUUACUCACGCGGGAGCUUAAAGAUCGGCCAGUUUUCGAAGCCGAUGACCAGUCUGCCAUGGUUUAUAUACUCGCGACGCAGAAGGAGAAAUGGGGUGACAAGGUGUAUAUCGAGAGCAAGUACCAUUUGCACGGUUACUGGGGCGUUCUGGUCGACAGGUACGAAGAGAUGAUCGAGAGUUACCAUCCCGGUCUCGGGGACGAUAGGUGGCCGCUUGUGACUCACUUCGUCGGGUGCAAGCCGUGCGGGAAGUUCGGGGAUUAUUCGGUGGAGAGGUGUUUGAAGCAGAUGGACCGCGCUUUCAACUUCGGGGACAACCAAAUCAUGCAGAUGUACGGGUUUACGCACAAUACGCUCGAGAGCAGGAGGGUGAAGAGAACGAGAAACAAAACAACCAACCCUCUCGAGAUCAAGGAUGAGCUUGGUUUACUUCACUCAAAAUUCAAAGCUACUAGGGUGUCGACUCCUUGAAGGAAAAAUGGAGGUAUUGCAACAUCGAAAUCAAACAUACAGGUGCCUUUACACUAUAUCAUAAUUCUUUGUUCUCAGUUUUUUGAGUUGUAUGAAUGUUCUUUUGUAGUACUUUGGACUUUGGUACUAUUUGUAUUACUCGUUUAUAUCAUUCCCUUUGAUCAGUCUUUAAAAUUACUUCGAUUUUGAAUGGAAAGCAAAUUCUAAUGUUUAGAAAUCGUUAAAA